AUGCACCUGAAAUCCACCAUGCUGCUCCUCAUGGUUUUGCCAGUAUCCCUGGCAGAGGGGUUCAGGGAGUACUACCACCUUCCCACAGUGGACUCCCAGGCUAGCAGAGGGAAGAAGACACCUUACUGCUCCUAUUGUGGACCACCCAAAUUGGGGUGUCCACCCACUAUCAGAGCAAGGUUCUGCCCAAGUUUUGCAGGUCCUGAGUCUGUCUCAGAACUUGCUGAGAACUCAGAAGUUCCCACAUUCAGAAACUCAGAUUCAGAACAUCUGAGGUUUAGAACCUGGGAAGUUCUGAGUUUCACAUUGUGUGUGCACUCGCUGGAAGUGACGGUCAGCCAGAGCAGCGUGCAGGUGGCCAGAGGCCAAGCAGCCAUCUUGCCCUGUACCUUCACCACCAGCGCCGCCCUCAACAAUCUGUACAUCAUCUGGAUGGUGACGCCGCUGGCCAAUGCCCAUCAACCCGAACAGGUGAUUAUUUAUCAGGGCGGUCAGGUCUUCAGCCUUGCUAACCGUAUGAAUAAUCGUGUGGGUUUUGUGGCCACGAUGCCCAGCACGAGUGCAUCCAUCUUCAUCAACAACACGCAGCUGGCAGACACGGGGACGUACCAGUGCCUCGUCAACAACCUGCCCGACCGUGGGGGGCGCAACAUCGGCGUCAUCGGCCUCACUGUGCUCGUCCCUCCAUCUUUGCCCCUGUGUCGUAUUCAGGGUUCUCUCGAUGUCGGCAGUGAUGUUACGCUGCUGUGUGGUUCUGAAGAGGGGAUUCCGACUCCAACAUACUUAUGGGAGAAACUCGACUCGAUGCCCAAACUCCCUCCUGGUGCCAUGCAAGAUCAGAUGCAGGGAACAGUGAGUCUGAAGAACAUUAGUGUGGGGACAUCAGGUGUGUAUCAGUGCACUGCCUCCAACGCCAUCGGCACCAGCACGUGUCAGCUCAACCUGCAGGUGGUGACACCUCAGCCCCAGAGCGUCGGUCUCAUUGCUGGAACUGUCAUUUCCGGCAUCCUCGCGGCGGUGAUUUUCGCCCUGCUGGUGAUCGUCACACUUUUCUACUGGAGGAACAAAAACCGCUACGAAGACGAUGACAUCCCCAACGAAAUCAGAGAGGACGAUCUUCCUCCAAAGAGGUCCUCGUCGGUGAAGGCAUUCCAGGCAGACGCAUCGUCCUCGGAGAACGACACGCUCACCUCCACCAACACCUACAACAGCCGAUACUGGCACAAUGCCAAAGCCAGCUACGAUGCCAACUCCUACACUCGCUACAAUGGGCAAAACUUCACAACUGGGGGUGGGACUGGUGCCGGAGGGGGUGGAGCUUAUGCAAAUGGGGGGCACACUCUCCCCGCUCCCAAAACUCUGGUGGUCACAGCCAGUUCUGCACCCACUGUGCCACGCAGCAAUGGUUCGCUGAGUCAGCGAGCUCCACCAGGCACACCCCCACCUACGUCUAGCUCCGCCCACACUCAUGUGCCGAGUCGCACACACUCGUACGCCGUGAGCCAGGCAGCGCUGGAGCGCAUGGGCGCCGUGCCUGUCAUGGUUCCUGCUCAGACCCGGGCCGGUUCUCUCGUCUAACGCCAGCACGAGAUGGAUAAACUGAAUUUUUAUGAUUCUUUAUACAAAUGAUGCUGUCUCUUUUUUUUCCACUAAUGAA
Molecule: messenger RNA, 1657 nt
Organism: Neoarius graeffei (lesser salmon catfish)
Lineage: Eukaryota; Metazoa; Chordata; Actinopteri; Siluriformes; Ariidae
Gene: igsf11
Product: immunoglobulin superfamily member 11
Exons: 8
Coding region: 1-1578 (525 amino acids)
Biological process (GO): homophilic cell-cell adhesion
Cellular component (GO): cell-cell junction
Molecular function (GO): ionotropic glutamate receptor binding
Source: RefSeq, a predicted model, not a curated record